ACUCACUGCCUUCAGAAAAAAUGGAGAUAGAGAAGAGAACUAAGGGUUGUGAGGAGGUGGACCAGAAAGAAGAGAAGAAGAAGAAGAAGCAUCAACAAGGAGGCAUAAGAACAUUACCUUUCAUCCUUGCAAAUGAAGUGUGUGACAGAUUUGCAAGUGCUGGUUUUCACGGUAACUUGAUAAGUUACUUGACCCAAGAACUGAACAUGCCAUUGGUGGCUGCCUCAAACACACUGACAAACUUUGGAGGAACAUCUAGCUUCACCCCUCUCAUUGGGGCUAUUAUAGCAGAUUCCUUUGCUGGUCGAUUUUGGACUAUUACCAUUGCUUCUCUCAUUUAUGAACUGGGAUUGAUCAGCAUCACAGUAUCAGCUAUUAUGCCAAAUUUGCGCCCCCCACCAUGCCCAACACAAGUAAACUGCCAAGAAGCCACAUCCUCACAACUGUGGGUACUCUACAUCUGCCUCCUCCUCACAUCCAUUGGAUCAGGUGGCAUUAGGCCCUGUGUUGUGCCCUUUUCAGCAGACCAAUUUGACAUGUCCAAAAGUGGUGUUGCAUCAAGGAAAUGGAACCUCUUUAAUUGGUACUUUUUCAGCAUGGGGUUGGCUUCUCUAAGUGCUUUGACCAUUGUGAUUUACAUUCAAGACAACAUGGGCUGGGGUUGGGGCCUUGGAAUUCCUACCAUUGCCAUGCUCAUAUCCAUCAUUGCCUUUGUGUUGGGCUCACCACUCUACAAGACAGUGAAGCCAGAAGGAAGCCCUUUGGUUCGUUUGGCCCAAGUAAUAGUAGCAGCUAUAAAGAAAAGGAAGGAGGCUUUACCGGAAGAUCCCAAGCUUUUGUACCAAAAUUGGGAACUUGAUGAUCCUAUUUCUUUGGAUGGCAGGCUUUUACACUCCAAACAAUAUAAAUGGUUGGACAAGGCUGCAAUUGUCACAGAAGAUGAGGCUAGAGAGCCAAGUGCAACACCAAACUUAUGGCAAUUAGCCACUGUCCACAGGGUUGAGGAAUUAAAAUCUAUCAUUAGAAUGCUUCCAAUUUGGGCAUCAGGAAUUCUGCUCGUAACAUCUUCAUCACAUCUUCACAGCUUUGUAAUUCUACAAGCUCGCACAAUGGACCGCCACCUCACUCACUCGUUCCAAAUGUCCCCAGCCAGCAUGUCCAUUUUCAGUGUUCUAACCAUGAUGUCAGGAGUUGUUCUAUAUGAGCGCCUUUUUGUUCCCUUUGCCCGAAGAUUCACAGGGAACCCUUCUGGAAUCACUAGCUUGCAAAGAAUGGGAAUAGGCUUUGUAAUCAACAUCAUAGCCACUGUGGUUGCAGGAUUUUUGGAAAUGAAAAGAAAAUCAGUAGCUGCCAAGUACCACCUUUUGGACGAUCCAAAAGCCACUAUUCCUAUGAGUGUGUUUUGGUUGGUACCUCAGUAUUGUCUUCAUGGGGUGGCUGAAAUCUUCAUGUCUGUUGGGCAUUUGGAAUUUCUCUUUGAGCAGUCACCUGAAAGCAUGAGAAGUAGUGCUACUGCUUUGUACUGCGUAACCUCAGCAAUUGGGAACUACACAGGCACAUUGUUGGUGUCAUUAGUGCAUAAGUACACUGGCAAGGAGAGGAAUUGGCUUCCUGAUAGGAACCUCAAUAGGGGUAGAUUGGACUACUAUUAUUUUCUUGCUAGUGGGAUUCAAGUUGUAAAUUUCGUUUAUUAUUUAAUAUGUGCUUGGUUUUACAAGUACAAGUCCUUGGAAGAAAUUAUUGAAAGGAAGAAGGAAGAAGAUUUGGAACAAGCCGAUGAACAUGUCUCAUCUGUCAAUUUAAAGGAUGGUAGGGAGGAAGAAAAGAGAGGAUUUACAAAUGGUGAAUAAAUUGAUGGGGUUGAUAUUAGUUUUGAGCAUUGUUAGGAAUGUUAUUUUCCUCGUUAAAUGGCAUAUGUAAACAUAGGGUAGAGCAUGCCUUUUGCUUUAUGACUAGUUGUACUUCUUUAACCAUCUAGCAUUAAGGUACUAUUUUAGUAAAAAAAUUUAAGAAAAUAUUUUAUAAUAUCUA
Messenger RNA from Cajanus cajan (pigeon pea), 2031 nucleotides. Its product is annotated as protein NRT1/ PTR FAMILY 3.1. Gene Ontology annotation, biological process: transmembrane transport. NCBI's taxonomy places the organism in Eukaryota, Viridiplantae, Streptophyta, Magnoliopsida, Fabales, Fabaceae. The record is from RefSeq and is a predicted model, not a curated record. Gene Ontology annotation, molecular function: transmembrane transporter activity. Gene Ontology annotation, cellular component: membrane.